Messenger RNA from Xiphophorus couchianus (Monterrey platyfish), 2036 nucleotides. RefSeq lists its product as uncharacterized. Gene Ontology annotation, biological process: response to bacterium. The record is from RefSeq and is a predicted model, not a curated record. Lineage: Eukaryota; Metazoa; Chordata; Actinopteri; Cyprinodontiformes; Poeciliidae. The transcript has 6 exons. The coding region runs from base 1 to 1056 and encodes 351 amino acids.
AUGACUCUGCUAUGGCUUGUACUGUUCCUUCUUCAUCAAGGAUGUACUUUAGUUCCCGUGGUCACAGUCCAGCCCGGGGAGCCCGUGACUUUGAAAUGCGUAAUGACUGAGAAGUUUGAAACUGUGACAUGGGUUCACUGGUACAAGCAAAGUGCAGGAAAUACUCUGAUAUUAAUUGCAAUGAUGCGUAAAAGUACAAGUACAACACCCACCUACGGCCCGGGAUUCUCAAAAUCAAGAUUCCACAUAACAUAUAUUGGCAACAUCAGCAAUCUGAUCAUUUCGUCAACAGUAGAACAAGAUGAGGGAAUGUACCAUUGUGCAUAUAUGGACUGGACUGAAUCUACUUGGACUGGGACCUAUUUGUCAUUAAGAGAAAACCCUCAGAGGAUUUCGAGCUUCACUGUUGUUCAGGAGCCAACAGUUUCUAAGCCCGCCAGUGAAACAGACGUAGAAACUCUGCAGUGUUCGGUUCUCUCCGACUCUGUAAACACAACCUGCUCAGGAGAACCCAGUAUGUUCUGGUUCAGAGCCAUAUCAGACACGUCCCAUCCAGAUUUCAUCUUCGCUGAGGGAAAAAUACCUGAAAACUGUGAAAAGACAACAAACAAUCAGAAGAAAUGUAGUUAUAAUUUCACAAAAGUUGUCAAAUCAUCUGAAGCUGCCAUUUAUUACUGUGCUGUGGCUACAUGUGGGCAGAUUUUAUUUGGAAAUGGAACAAACCUUGUAAAGAGCAAACAAGAUGAAAAAACAAGUAUUGUAAGGAUUAUGUUGGUGAUUAUAUUAAUCUGCUUGGCCAUUUCUGUGACCUUGAAUAUUAUUUUUAUUUGUUACCGAAUUCAAAGAUCAGCCUGUGCUCAAUUUAAGGAGAGUUCCUCUUCUCAACCAAGACACAAUGACUUAAGGCAACCAGGAAAUGAGACUGACAAUGGAAAGGAUCUGAAUUAUGCUGCAUUGCAUUUCUCUGAAAGGAAAGAGCCAAGAGGAAUAAAGAAAAGAGAACUGAAGACUGAAGAAAGUGUAUAUUCACAAGUUAAAGGACAGAUGUCAAUAUGAUUGACUCUAGGUUUAUAUACUGACAUUGUGUUAAAAGACAGUUCAGUAUUUUCAGAUUCAUUGCAACUGUGAAGAGUGAGACAGUUUGUAAAAAUAUUUUCUGUAAAUAUUUUUUUCAGGGUUUAAUGCUGUGCUAAAAUUUGAUCAGUUUAAUGAAAUGGCCUCAAAUUCUUAUGUAUUGAAAAAAUUCACCUAAAUGAGGUUCUUUAUGUGUCUGAAAUAAAGCAGCUUUUAUGUUUCUCUUCAGUUAACAAAAAUGUGCUUAAAAAUCUAAACAAAUUCAUGAAUAAAUAUUUUGAUGAAGUAGUUUCAAUUUAUGUUGACUGAGCUACACAUUGUUUUGAUGAACACAUUUUAGGAGAUACCAAAUAAAACUAAUCGCUAGUGAUGGGCUCUUCUCAGUUAUAAGGAUUUUCCACUUGUAAUGCCUACAUUGUCUCAUCCACAUGUUAAUCCAACUCUUUUUCACUGUGGUUUUUUUCACUGUGGUCACUGUGGGUUUUAGCCAGAAGUGCCUCUCUUCUGGCUAAAAACCUCAGGAGACCUUCGGUCAUUGAUUGGCGAGGGGUUGGAAUCACUAGCUUUGUCUCAGGAGCAACUCUCAAGCUCAAAGUUGCACACAUCCACUGCAUCACAACCCCACCCACUCUAGCUGUUACUCAAUUGUAAUGGAAAACCACCUGAACUGUGUUGAGCUGUGUUGAGCUGCGCUGAGUAGAUACUAGUAGAAAAAAGAUUACAAAAUACAUAAUUUCAACAUUUUAUCAUUUUACAGAUCAGAUCCCUGGUAAAAGGUUCAGCACACUAACAGUUCAUUACUUGCUGGAGUAGUUUAUGCUACAAAGAUUAUCAUGGCAAGAGAGAGACCUCAUAUGUCAGAUAAUGGAGGAGUAAUUCAUCAGUACUGAUGUUACUGAUCAGAAAUGCUGAUCCAGUCAGAAUACAAGCUGAAGACAUAAAUAUCUGGAUGAAUUUUAAUU